This is a messenger RNA of Solea senegalensis (Senegalese sole), 2571 nucleotides long. RefSeq lists its product as uncharacterized. Lineage: Eukaryota; Metazoa; Chordata; Actinopteri; Pleuronectiformes; Soleidae. Gene Ontology annotation, biological process: regulation of exocytosis; cytoskeleton-dependent cytokinesis; cell division. The coding region runs from base 138 to 1184 and encodes 348 amino acids. The record is from RefSeq and is a predicted model, not a curated record. Gene Ontology annotation, cellular component: septin ring; septin complex; microtubule cytoskeleton. Gene Ontology annotation, molecular function: GTPase activity; GTP binding; molecular adaptor activity. The transcript has 12 exons.
CGGACUCUCGGGAACGGUUUCCGGGUUUCCUUUCCUGGGCUGGGACAGCGGCGAGAGUCAAAAACCCCCUGUUGAUUAAUUAACGACAUUUUAAAGUUACGCUGAGGAGCUUGUCAGACAUCCAGUAAACGGUAGCGAUGUCUCAAUCUGGAGAAAAGGGGAAGUUCCCAGAUGCAGCAGGUUAUGUUGGGUUUGCCAACCUCCCAAACCAAGUGCACCGGAAAUCUGUGAAAAAAGGUUUUGAAUUCACCCUAAUGGUUGUAGGAGAGUCUGGUUUGGGCAAGUCGACACUUAUAAACAGCCUGUUUCUCACUGAUCUCUAUCCUGAACGCUACAUCCCUGGUGCUGCAGAAAAGAUUGAGAGGACAGUGCAGAUUGAGGCAUCAACUGUGGAAAUCGAGGAGAGAGGAGUGAAGCUUCGUCUCACUGUGGUUGACACCCCUGGAUAUGGCGAUGCCAUCAACAGCCAAGACUGCUUCAAGACCAUCAUCCAGUAUAUUGACAAUCAGUUUGAACGAUACCUUCAUGAUGAGAGCGGGCUGAACCGAAGACACAUAGUGGACAACAGGGUGCACUGCUGCUUCUACUUCAUAUCCCCAUUUGGACACGGUCUUAAACCUCUGGAUGUGGAGUUUAUGAAGGCCAUCCACAGCAAAGUCAACAUAGUCCCGGUCAUUGCCAAGGCUGACACACUGACACUGAGGGAGCGGGAUCGCCUGAAGAGAAGGAUCCUGGACGAGAUCGCUGAGCAUGGAAUCAGAAUUUAUCAGCUACCUGACGCUGACUCUGAUGAGGACGAGGAAUUCAAGGAGCAGACCAGAGUCCUGAAGGCAAGCAUUCCCUUUGCUGUGAUUGGCUCCAACCAGCUGAUUGAGGUGAAGGGGAAGAAGAUUCGUGGUCGUCUUUAUCCCUGGGGAGUCGUUGAAGUGGAGAACCCCGAACACAAUGAUUUCCUUAAACUACGUACCAUGCUUGUGACCCACAUGCAAGACCUACAGGAGGUGACUCAGGAUUUGCAUUAUGAGAACUUCCGCUCAGAGAGGCUGAAGACAGCGGGCAGGGCUGUGGAUGAGGAUGUGAUGGAUAAGGAUCAGAUCCUGCUCCAGAAAGAGGCAGAGUUGAGACGCAUGCAGGAGAUGAUCGCUCAGAUGCAGGCGCAGAUGAAGAUGAAAACCGAUGAGUAAAAGAGUCAAAAGGAGUAGAAAUUGAAGCACACUCACCCCUGACAUCCAUCAAUACUGCCACCUCCCCGCAGACCCACCAGGAGCCUGGGAUCACAUCAUCUUCAUCAUCUUCACCUGUUAAUCAUCCUUCUCCUCCCUCCAAGCAUCCAUCCAUCAGGUGUCCAGGAGCUCACGACUAUUUUUUUAUUCUUCAAAAACACUUUUCAUAGCACAUACUGCCGUCAACACUAUUCCGCAAAAUAAAACUAAGUAGAAACAAGUUCCUUUAUCCAGCCACGUAAUGUAUCUCCUCCAAAAUGUAAUGUAAUGGACACAGAAAUCAGUUGUUUUUGAGGAAUGAGGCAGCGUCAAAAACAUAUCUUUUUGUUAGAGGUAAGACUAUUUAAAUGCUUGAUGACAAUGACAUGUUUCAGUUUUUUAGCUGUUGAUUUGUGGUACUGUCAGUGACAACAGCACUAAAGCAGGAUUUUUACCAUUAGACUUCAAUGUUUACAACAAAUAUUUGCACAAAUCAUGCAUUUGUUUUUAAGGCCAAGCUUCUGUUAAAUCAAUGUUCAACUUAUUUUGCUUUCAAGACUCAUUUGAGUGUAUUUUAACUUAAACACUUCAAAAGUUUUUUUUAUUUUUAUUUUUUUUAUUGGUCAUUUAGAAGCCUUUACCUCUGAAUGGUGUCAGACCUUCAGUGUCUUCACUGGGUUCAGUCUAGUGAUGCAGAGUGUACAUUGUUAGUGUGAAAUGUUUGGCUAAGAACUAGGUAAACUGUCCAGAUUCUGUGCUCAGCUUUGUAGAAUCUAGAUUUAGAAACCUUUUUUCUGUCUUUCAGUCUGUAAAGAUAUAUGCAAGAAGUCAGACUAACACAAUUCAGGUACAAAAUGAACCUGCCAUUCUCUAGGAUCAAGCUGUUGUGUUAAAGUUCCAUGCUGCUGCAUUAUUGUAAUAUUAGUGCCAAACAAAAGAGACAAAAGUUCAGACUUAAAACUAACCUGCAACUUUUCUAUUCAGAGCAGUAAAUGAAUGUGUCUGUAUUAGGUUCACUGACAUUACUUAACGUGUUCUGUCUGUACACUUCAUAUGCAGCCCUUCAUCAUAACUCUACUGUGUGUUGGCUCUCUUAUUUAAAAACACAGUAAUGUAAUAUUUAAGUGUAAUAUGUGAAAACCUUCUCCAGCCUCUCCAGUUUCUUCAUCAGUGCCGUCAGACUUGUGCUGCCAUUGGCAUAAGUUAUUUCCCCAAUCUUUUGCUCUCGUAUGCAUAUUUGUCUGUUGUUCUUAUUGAGACAAACCUAAUUAUUAUUUCUUAACCAUAUGUCAGUAAAGACGUGUUUUUAAAUGUCUACAUUUUUGUAUUCUUCUCUAAAAUAAAUUGUUCAGAGAAAAUUGGAACUGUA